This is a messenger RNA of Mesorhabditis belari, 1140 nucleotides long. The record is from the annotation of a GenBank genome assembly. Lineage: Eukaryota; Metazoa; Nematoda; Chromadorea; Rhabditida; Rhabditidae.
AUGGAGGUGAUAAAUUCGAUUGGAGUUGAGUUAAGCCGGAUAGCUAGCAAGAGAAUCACGGUGCUGGUGACAAAUCAUGUGGUUGAUGAAAUCGACGAAGAAUCGGAAAACUCUUGGUUAAAGGCUGCUCUUCCCUCAUGGUGGGCACAUCGAAUCACUUCUCGAUUAUGGGUGGAGAGAGUAUCAACAGAAUCGUCAGCGCGACGAUUGGCCCUCACGAAAAGUCCUUUUCGAGCACCCGGUGGCGCUACAUUUAUAGUGGAGGAUCAAGGGAUUCGAUCGUUGUCAAGCGCCGAUUGCAAUAUGAAGUUGACACUCGAAUUGGGCGAUCGGAGUAGUUUGGAGUCGUUUGCGCGAAUUUGCAGCGGCAUCGUGAGACUGAGCAAAGGAGCUCUUCCCGUGCGAGUAACACCCGAGGGCCUCUACUUUCUCGUGUCUGACAUUUGUGGAGAUUGUGGCACGUGGCUUUGUUAUGGAUUUCCAGAACAUGAAUUUACGAGAUUUGUUAUCGAUGGGUACAAUGAAGAGCAAAACGAGAUCAUGUUCACAGUUGCGGCUGAGGCUUUUGCACGAUCAAUUUCUAGCACCGUCGACGAGCGAUGCGUGAUAAAGUUAGCAAAACGAAAUCAGUCUCCUCACCUAUCCAUCAAUUUAUUUGGACCUCGUUCAUCGAUGAAUCAUUUGCUAUCAGUGGCAAUCGUUCUGCCAGAAAGCACUCGAAUCUAUAAACGACCAAAUGUGGAUAUUGAAGUGAUGCUCUCGGCCACACUCCCAUCUACAAAGCUACUGUACAAACUGUUCAACUCGCUAAAAAAUUUGUCCAUUAAAAGCGCCAACUUCAAAAUCACUACCGCAGGAGAAUUGCACAUUUUGGGAACAUCAGACAAAGCGGAAUUGAAAAUGUUUUUUGAAGGCUUGCCAGUUUCAGGAUCUCAAUAUGAAAACAGAGACGAAGUAGCUUCAGCUGCUGUGCGUUUACCAAUCAAAUGUCUACAUGCAAUAUGGACAAAUUUCUUUCAUGGAACUUAUUCGAAUGUGGUGUUAAAGAUUGAGCCCAAUCGUUUUGCGGUGAUUUAUGCGGAAAUCGAUCAAAAUAGAUUGGAGUUGAUCGUACCUGGAUUGGUCGAAAACGCUGAACAU